This is a messenger RNA of Vanrija pseudolonga, 949 nucleotides long. It is a transcript of the gene BCP1, whose product is annotated as Protein BCP1. The record is from RefSeq and is a predicted model, not a curated record. Bases 15 to 884 code for a protein of 289 amino acids. NCBI's taxonomy places the organism in Eukaryota, Fungi, Basidiomycota, Tremellomycetes, Trichosporonales, Trichosporonaceae. Gene Ontology annotation, cellular component: nucleus. The transcript has 4 exons.
CAACACUACACGCAAUGCCCAACCCCCAGCUGCAGGCAGUGCCCGCUGCGGCGAACGCCAAGCGGAAGAAUGCGCCCCGCGACGACGAGGACGACGGCGCGUCAGACUCGGGCUCGGAUGUGAGCAUGAUCAACGUCGACUUUGACUUUUACAACCUCAACACGGACGUGGACCAAAUCGCGAUCAAGCGCUUCCUCCGCCAGACACUAAGCCACGACGACAACCUCAUCGACGUGCACCCGCUCGCGGACCUGAUCCUGUCCGAGGCGAGCCGCCUCGGCGCGGGCACGAGCAUCAAGACGGACGGCGAGGAGAGCGACCCGUGGGGCCUGCUGGCGGUCGUGGACAUCCGGCACGCGCAGGAGACGCCGGCGCUCAAGCCGCUGAUCGACUACUUCCUGUCCACAUCGCCGCCGGCCGCGCUCGCGAGCGUCCUGGACAAGAGCCACGCGUCGCGCCCCGCCCUCCUCUUCUCCCUCCGCAUGCUCAACCUCCCCCUCCCGCUCAUCCCGCCACUGUACAAGAUGAUCGGGAGCGAGCUCGCCGACGCCGACUUUAGCCACUACGUCCUCUGGGGACGGGGGUACAAGCUGCAGGGGACGGAGGCGGCCACUGGACUCGAGCUGGACCAGGCUACCAAGGGCAACAAGAAGAAGAAGGGCGGGAACACCACCGGUCCCGGCCUUGUUGCUGGCUCGUUCACCUACCACCCAGAGGAGGACCUCAUCGACGCCCGUGCAAAGGUCGUGCACACGUACCCCCUCAAGACGGCGCCUUCGCGCGACGACGAGGCGUUCGGUGUUGAGCAGUUUGGACGCUUGGUCCUUGCUGACGCUGCUGGCCUCGCCAAGGCUGUGGAGGACAUGGAGGAGGCUGUGAGGUAGAGGCGGUCGGUUACAUCUGUAGACAGUCGAGGGCGAUGUGUUGUUGACAUGCAUCUGUGCAUAGG